Neocloeon triangulifer is the source of this 2401-nucleotide messenger RNA. Its product is annotated as acyloxyacyl hydrolase-like. Gene Ontology annotation, molecular function: calcium ion binding; acyloxyacyl hydrolase activity. The record is from RefSeq and is a predicted model, not a curated record. The transcript has 10 exons. Gene Ontology annotation, biological process: lipopolysaccharide catabolic process; negative regulation of inflammatory response. NCBI's taxonomy places the organism in Eukaryota, Metazoa, Arthropoda, Insecta, Ephemeroptera, Baetidae. Bases 205 to 1932 code for a protein of 575 amino acids.
GAUUAUUUUGUAAACAUCUUUGGAGUGGAAAACAUGGUUCGAUGAGUUAAGAAAUUAUUAUUUGUCGGCUAGUAUCGGUAGUGAAGUAAAUAAGAAGUGAGGAGGCCAGAGGGAGGCCACCCGGAUUGAUUCGUUUUAUAACUUUCAAUCCAAUAAGAGGUAUCAACCACAACUGACAAGAUUAAAAAAUAAUACUGAAUUGCAAUGCAAACUACAAAUUUAAAAAUAACCUUCUUUGUGAUUUUCCUACCUUGGCUCUUAUUGUUUGAUGUCUCUGAUGGACGAGGAAUAAAUGGAGGCCUUGAUUGCGCAGUUUGUACUGUGGUUCUUGGUCUCUCUAUACAAGUUGCUCAAAUUAAUAACGAAACAAUCGUCUCUGCGUCGACAAAACUCUGUUCCCUGCUGCCUUCAAAAGCUGCCUCAACUUGCAUUAAUAUUGUUAAUGAGAUAGAGCCUGCUCUCCUCAGCAAGGAACUGUUUGAUGUAGUCACUCCAGACGUAAUUUGCUAUGGAGUUGGACUGUGCUACAAAUCACCAGGGGAAAAGUACUGCCACCUUUUCCCUAAGCCAAAUGUUUCUGGAUUUCAUAGUUCGGUGACAAAAGUGAAGGCUACGUUGAAAUCAGAAAAACAGGGGUGGAACUUGUGCUCAUUGCCUGGCAUCAAGGAUAUCUGUGAAGACAUAAAUCGAAGCCUUGAGAGAAUACAACCUGCCGUAGAUGUUGAUACUGAUUGGUUCAGUACUGUGCAGUCCGCACGAGGUUCUUUUUGGCGAGGAAAGGACUGUGAUGACACCGACACCGUCACUUACCCUGGUCGACAGCCGGUUCUUGGAGAUGCUUUCCUGGACACAAACUGCAACGGCAUCUUUGGCAUUGAUCCCAGCUCUGCGACAGCCUGGGAGACAAUUCUAUGCACAGGUGCCAUUGGCCGAGGACUAAUUUACAUGGGUGAUUCCGUGGGUGCGCAUUUCCACUUCCCCGAAAGAUGGAUGGACCCUCUGCAAGUGGCGCAAAUCAAUCCAUGGAAAAUCCCAACUGAAUUGGUGCAGAAUGUAACUCAGUGGAUUUUGAACGAAGGCGACUGGCCGCACUUGGGAUUUGCCACUGGAUAUCAAAAUAAUACCCAACCUAGUCUUAUUAAGGGCCCUGUAGAUUCAAUUUAUCUUCGCAUGCUUGCCUUAAACAGAUGCAACCACCGUGAUUAUCAAAACCUGUCGAGAAAUGGUGCAGCCACCAACACAGUACUUGCUUACAUGCAGAGUGUAGCCAGAAACGCAACUAAGGACAGACCAGUCUUGUUCAUUUACGGCCUAUAUGGAAACGAUGUGUGCAAUAAUGUCAAGGAUACCGUGGCUAACAUGACCACUCCAGAAGAGCUAAGGAAAAAUGUGAUGGAGGUACUGGAGUUUGUGGACACCGUUUUGCCAGAAGGCAGCCACGUUCUGGUGAUCGGAAUGGUAGACGCAUCUUUCAUCUACCCAGCGAUGCAUAAAUUAAUUCAUCCCUUGGGAAGGCUCCACAAUGAUAUCACCUACGAGAACCUCUACGAUUGGUUUUCUUGCAUGCAGAUUGGCCCAUGCAAUGGUUGGAUGACUGCAAAUGAAACUCUCCGAGCAAUAACCAGCAAGGCCUCAAAGCGACUGUCGAAAGAGUUGGAAAAACUUGCAUCCUCUCAGACAUUCAAGAACUUCAAACUGCACUAUUUGGACAACCCCUUGGGUCAAGUCAUGAAAGAGUGGGUGAGCCAAGGGCAUGAGGUCUUCGAAUUGAUUGACCCGAUUGACAGUCUUCACCCAAGCCAGAUGGCUCAAACUUUAAUAACAGACGUCCUAUGGCGCAACAUUAUGGUAAAGUUCCCAUACAUUGUGGGGUCUGUAAACCCACAAAACAGCAGAAUCCAAGAAAUAUUUGGGGAUCAAGGUGGCCAUUGAUACUUCAGAAGUUGUGAUAAUUAUUUUGCAGCAAUAACUGUGCCAAAGAUUAUUAGCUUAUUUAAAUAUGAAUUAAAAUAAGUUUCUUCCUUUGUUUUAAAUUAAUUAAGUGUUUAUUUGAAUGUAGUAACUACACUGCACCUCAUUUUUUAUUUUAUUUACACAACAACUGUUCAACAAAGGGACAAUAAUGCAUCGAUUUUGGUGAAAGAAGUACGAGAACUUUGAACGGAAUAGUGAAAAUCUGUGGGCACCUGGGCCGAUUUUGUUUUCCUGGGUGCUAUUACAUGGACUAAUCCAACGGGUGGCAGAAGCAUUCUGAAACGGCUGCUUAUUCCUUCCACCUGUUGUUUUCGUAGUCGUAUUUGGAGGUGAGGCCCUCAAUGGGUUCAAUUCUGAGGUCAAUCAUGCGCUGCAGCUGAGCCUGGACUCUAUCUUCAUCGAAGGUCACUGGCAGUGGCUUGUAGAC